Molecule: messenger RNA, 596 nt
Organism: Mangifera indica (mango)
Lineage: Eukaryota; Viridiplantae; Streptophyta; Magnoliopsida; Sapindales; Anacardiaceae
Product: mitochondrial import inner membrane translocase subunit TIM10-like
Exons: 6
Coding region: 134-388 (84 amino acids)
Biological process (GO): protein insertion into mitochondrial inner membrane
Cellular component (GO): mitochondrial inner membrane
Source: RefSeq, a predicted model, not a curated record
CCCUAUCUCAUCUCACAUAUUUAUAAUAUAAAUAUUAAAAAUCAGGUUUUUCUGAUUUUUAUUUCGGCACUUGUCUUGAGAAGGAUCCUUAAGCCCUAACAUAAGCCUAGUAAUUAUUCUCUCCUAGAGUGUAAUGGCUGCUAGCAAUCCGAUGGGUAUAGAUAAAGAACAGGCCUUUGGUAUGGCAGAAAUUGAAAUGGAGCAUAAAGUAGAAUUGUUUAACAGGCUUACUCAGACAUGUUUCAAAAAGUGUUUUGAGAAAAGGUACAAGGACUCUGAGCUAAAUAUGGGUGAAAUUAGUUGUAUUGAUCGCUGUGUUUUUAAGUAUUGGCAGGUUAAUAAUUUGAUUGGGCAGCUGCUUGCUGGUGGUGGUCGGCCUUCAAUGUAAAACUUUGGCAUAUCAAUCAAGUUGGUUUUUAAUUCAACGCAUACCAGGCUUGCAGCUUAGAAUGGAGACUAAAACUAUGUCAUUCAUGAACUUGACCUUGAGGCCUUUAUACUGUUGUUUGUGAGAGUUUAUAUUGGCUGUUAACUUUUGCAAUCAAAUUAAGAUUCUUUUUGGUAAUUAAUAAAUUAAAGAUUUUGGUAUUUGGCAU